AUGGGAUUAUGUGGAGAAGUUGGUAAUAUAGAUAAAACAAAAAUUUAUGGAGUUAUGCCUUAUGUGGCUCCUGAAGUAUUAAGAGGAAAACCUUAUACUCAAGCAGCAGAUAUCUAUAGUUUUGGUAUGAUAAUGUAUUUUGUAGCUACUGGAAGACAACCUUUUGGUGACCGUGCACAUGAUCACUGUCUUGCAUUAGAUAUUUGCAAAGGAAUUAGACCUGAAUUUAAUGAGUCAGAAGCACCAAGAUGUUAUAUUAGUUUAAUGAAAAAGUGUUGGGACUUAGACAAAAAUGAUAGACCAAAUAUUUUUGAGGUAGAUGAAUUAAUCACAUCAUUUUAUAAGUCAUAUGGAGGGAAUCUUUUUAGUAUAGAAAAUAAAGAAAUUGAAAUGCAAUUUAAGGAAGCAGAAGAAUAUAGAAAAGCAAAUCUUACAUCCAUUGAAAAUUACCAAAUAAAUACCCAUCCACAAGCUAUUUACACAUCUCGAUUACUUAAUCCUUUUACAGAAGAUCUUCCAAAAUAUGAUGAUGAUUAUAAUUCUCAAUGUUUAGAUCAA
Rhizophagus irregularis DAOM 181602=DAOM 197198 is the source of this 558-nucleotide messenger RNA. RefSeq lists its product as uncharacterized. Gene Ontology annotation, cellular component: cytoplasm. NCBI's taxonomy places the organism in Eukaryota, Fungi, Glomeromycota, Glomeromycetes, Glomerales, Glomeraceae. Gene Ontology annotation, molecular function: ATP binding; protein kinase activity. Gene Ontology annotation, biological process: signal transduction; protein phosphorylation. The record is from RefSeq and is a predicted model, not a curated record.